UGCUGUCGUGUGUGUGCGACUGUGCGGAUGUGUGGUCAUGUAACAGAGCUAGUGUGGCUCACGUGUGGAUUGAAAAGUCUUUUUAAGGUCAGUCCCAACCUGGUGGCCUCUUCUUUCGGCGAGACUCCUGAGAAGAACCAAUAAUGGUCUUCCUGACCUUGUCCAGAUGGAUUAGAAGCCGUGGACCUGACCGAUACUGGAAGGUUCAAGAACUUCUCAAGCAUGCACGGCACUUCAGAGGCAGAAAGAAUCGCUGUUACAGUCUGGCCGUACGGGCUGUCAGGAGGGCGUUUGUCUACGCGACCAAAGGACGCAGGCUGAAGAAACGCAAUUUUAGAUCGCUUUGGAUCACACGCAUUGCUGCAGCCUCCCGAGAGCACGGCAUGAAAUAUCCUGUUUUCAUGAACAACCUAACAAAGAGUAGCGUUCAGCUCAACCGACGGGUUAUCAGCGACUUGGCCAUAACGGAACCUCGGUCAUUCCUCUCCCUUGCAAAGCUGGCCAGGGCUCGGCAGCAAGAAGGCUUCGUUGCAGCGCUGGGUGAUGGCAAAGAACCUCCCGGUAUUUUCUCCCGUGUUGUUGUGCAACAAUGAUGGAUGUUAUUGGCUUCCGUAUGUGGAAAUGGUGAUUAAAAGUGUUCGUACUAUUUAGUUUAGUUUUUUUUUUUCUUCUUCUAAAUUUGUUCUACAGAACAAACAAGCAAUUGAAUCAUUCAAUAAUGGAGGGGUGUGACUGGAAAAUGACAGGACAGAGUAAUUUUUUAAACUAUUCGGCCUCCACACCAAAAUAAUUAUGUGGAGAACAAUUAAUUUUCAAAAUAUUGUGUCCACAAGCAAUUUUGCAAAUACAAAAAUUCAAGAAUUACUUUCAGUAGUGUUGACCAGAAAUGUUUGGUCAUCAUUUGUUUCCUUUGUGUAUAUAUUUAUUUCUGAUUGUGUGAUUGUUUUUGGAAUGCUUAGUUAUUAUUAAACAUUUUUAUCUACAGUACAUGCUG
Corythoichthys intestinalis (scribbled pipefish) is the source of this 994-nucleotide messenger RNA. It is a transcript of the gene mrpl20, whose product is annotated as mitochondrial ribosomal protein L20. The transcript is spliced from 4 exons. Gene Ontology annotation, molecular function: rRNA binding; structural constituent of ribosome. NCBI's taxonomy places the organism in Eukaryota, Metazoa, Chordata, Actinopteri, Syngnathiformes, Syngnathidae. Gene Ontology annotation, cellular component: mitochondrial ribosome. Gene Ontology annotation, biological process: translation; ribosomal large subunit assembly. The record is from RefSeq and is a predicted model, not a curated record. The coding region runs from base 144 to 593 and encodes 149 amino acids.